AUGGCUGCCAAGAAUCAUCAGAGGCCUCCUUUCCGCGCCGAGCACAUGGGCUCGCUGCUGCGACCCAAGGCCCUGACCGAGAAGCGCACAGCCCUGGACGGCAAGAAAGCCGUCGAGAUUGCCGCAGACGAGGAGCUGAAUCAGCUUGAGGAGCAAGGCGUGCGAGACAUUGUCAAGACUCAGCUGGACCUCGGUUUCCACGCCGUGACCGACGGCGAGUACCGCCGCCACCAGUUCUGGGGCAACUUUUUCCCCGGUCUCGAGGGCUUCGAGGAGGUCGAGACGCCGAGCUGGGAUAUCUUCCGCAUGUUCGUCCCAGACAUUGCGGCUUUUGUCGAGAGCGACCACAAGCCCGGCGAGUCCAUCGUCUGCACAGGCAAGAUCAAGCACAAGGGCAGCACGUAUCUGAGGGAGUGGGACUUCCUGAAGAGCCUCAUCCCGCCUGAGCGCGUCAAGGAGGCCAAGUUAACUCUGCCUGCGCCCGAGUGGUAUCACCUGCGGUAUCAGAAGGGGCAUGCGUAUCCCAAAGACGUCUAUGCCAAUGACGAAGAGUACUUUGCGGACAUUGCCAAAGCAUACCGCACAGAGCUGGAGAUUCUGUACAGCCAUGGCGUUCGGAAUAUCACAAUAGAUGACCCCAACUUGGCGUACUUCUGCUCGGAAAAGAUGCUCCAAGGCUUCAAGGACGCGGGCGAGGACGCGGACGCCCUGUUGCAGUCCUAUAUUAAGCUGUACAACGACUGCAUCUCGUCCCGCCCUGCCGACAUGCACGUCGGGAUCCACCUCUGCCGCGGCAACUUUGCCUACUCGCGACACUUCUCCGAGGGCGGCUACGAUCGCAUCGCGCCGCGGCUGUUCGGCGAGAUCGACGCUGACACCUACUUCCUCGAGUACGACACGGACCGCGCCGGCGGCUUCGAACCCCUCAGGGCGCUGCCGGCGCACAAGAACCUGAUCCUGGGCGUCGUCACGUCCAAGUUCUCCGAGCUCGAGGACCUGGAGGAGACGAAGGAGCGGGUGUUUCAGGCAGCCGAUCAUGUGGCCAAGGGCGCGGGCCAGACGCGCGCGCAGGCGCUCAAGAGGAUAGGCGUCAGCCCGCAGUGCGGGUUCGCGAGCCAUCACUUGGGCAACUCGGUCUCUCACCAGGACAUGGUGAACAAGCUGAAGCUGGUGCGGCAGCUGGCUGACUCGAUAUGGCCGGGCGAGCCGUGA
Colletotrichum graminicola M1.001 is the source of this 1212-nucleotide messenger RNA. Its product is annotated as 5-methyltetrahydropteroyltriglutamate-homocysteine methyltransferase. The record is from RefSeq and is a predicted model, not a curated record. Lineage: Eukaryota; Fungi; Ascomycota; Sordariomycetes; Glomerellales; Glomerellaceae. The transcript has 3 exons. The coding region runs from base 1 to 1212 and encodes 403 amino acids. Gene Ontology annotation, molecular function: zinc ion binding; 5-methyltetrahydropteroyltriglutamate-homocysteine S-methyltransferase activity.